AAAAUGCCUAAAAUCAAAAGGAGGCAAGCUUAAUAUGCCUUUUCUAGGUAGAUAGAAGUUUAAUAUGUCCUCAAUGAAUCAAAUGUUGAGCCGGAACUAAUUUUACUUGGUUCCACUUCCAACUUAGUAAUCCUGCGGAACAAUCCAAUAACGAUCCGAUCCGAUAACAAAUCUUAAUCCGGGUCGGACUAUGACUGGCUGUACCCAAUCCAUUUAACAUCCCAGAUUCGAUACUACGUGGUAUUUUCGCGAAGACUCGCUUUACGCCAGGGGAAAUGGAUCCCGCGCCGAACCCCUCCUCCACCGCCGGCAACGGCGGCCUGUCCGCUGCCGGAGCCACCGCGACGGUCGGCAACGCCCUAACCCCCAUUGCCAACGCCUGCGUCAGUGGUGGCAAUGGCGCCGCCGCCGCCGACUCGGCGGACAACCGCUCCAAGAAUCUCCAACAGGUCAUCAACUCGGUCGACAUGACUCUCGGCCUCCUCCACCAGCUCUACCUCACCGUCUCCUCCUUCAGCGUCGCCUCCCAACUCCCCCUUAUCCAGCGCCUAAACGCGCUUGUUGCUGAACUCGACACGAUGCAGAAGCUGGCGGAGAACUGUGACAUCCAGGUCCCAAUGGAGGUGGUGAAUUUGAUUGAUGAUGGGAAGAACCCGGACGAGUUUACGAGGGAUGUCCUGAAUAGUUGCAUUGCCAAGAACCAGAUCACCAAAGGAAAGACCGAUGCUUUUAAGAGCUUGCGGAAGUACCUUUUGGAGGAGAUUAAACAAGCUUUUCCUCAUGAAGUGGAAAAUUAUAGAGAGAUACGCGCAUCUUCUGCUGCAGAAUCAAAACGACUGACUCAGUCACAGAGUGGUUUACCCGAUGGAGAUGUCAAAGUAAAGACAGAGCAUUAAGUUCUCUUGAUCUCUAUGGCUUUAUUAUCAGCUCGCCAAAAAAAAAAAAUCUGUUCUCUGGUUGUAGUUGUAUCAUAUGAAAUUUUAUUUCAGGUUAUUAUUUAACCCUUAAUUUAUUGGAAAGAUCUCAGGGAUGAAAAAAUGUUAUUCGUGGUUCUUCCUGUACAUUAAUCCAUGCAAUAUUAUAAAUUAAAUAUUUUUUCGAUUGGUA
Messenger RNA from Elaeis guineensis (African oil palm), 1107 nucleotides. Its product is annotated as mediator of RNA polymerase II transcription subunit 10b. Gene Ontology annotation, cellular component: mediator complex. The record is from RefSeq and is a predicted model, not a curated record. Lineage: Eukaryota; Viridiplantae; Streptophyta; Magnoliopsida; Arecales; Arecaceae. Gene Ontology annotation, biological process: positive regulation of transcription by RNA polymerase II. Gene Ontology annotation, molecular function: transcription coregulator activity.